GUUGGCAAACUUUCAUUACAACGAAAAAAAUUGCUAAUUUCAUGGUCAUCUGCCAACCAUCUCAGGGCCGUGAAGACAGGAAAUUUUACAACGACAAAGGGAGAACCUUUUGUGCACAACAAAAACGAGUGUUAAUUUCUUUACAAAUCAAAGUUUAUGAAAUCAGUAAGCGACUACGGAUUAUAACAUUUAUUCAAGUCGGUUUAGUGGAAGCGUGAAAUUAAAAUGUCAACUCCUGCCAGAAGACGCCUGAUGAGAGAUUUUAAACGCUUACAAGAAGACCCACCCACUGGCGUGUCGGGGGCUCCCACUGACAAUAACAUCAUGAUCUGGAACGCUGUGAUAUUUGGACCGCAUGACACUCCGUUUGAAGAUGGCACAUUCAAACUCACAAUAGAAUUUACAGAAGAAUACCCAAAUAAACCUCCCACAGUGAGAUUUGUGUCCAAAAUGUUUCACCCUAAUGUGUAUGCUGAUGGGGGUAUAUGUUUAGACAUUCUUCAAAACAGAUGGAGUCCUACAUAUGAUGUAUCAGCUAUUUUAACUUCUAUACAGUCAUUACUAAGUGAUCCAAACCCUAACUCGCCAGCAAACUCAAUGGCUGCUCAACUAUACAAGGAGAACAGGAGGGAAUAUGAAAAACGGGUGAAGGCUUGUGUAGAACAAUCAUUUAUCGAUUAGCAGGGGACGGACAGAAGGAGAUCAGACAUCAGCGGUGUUCGCUUGAGUGUGCUGACCGCGAAGGCCAAUACCUCUAUAAAAUAUAAAUUCAUUGGGACAGAUGUGUAAAUCGUACAAGUAUUUACCAUCUUUGUUUGAAACUCUGGUAGUGCAAACAUCUUUUUUAUUGAAAUCAGAAUAACCAUCACAAAAUUUUGUAUAAAGGAAAAUACUCUUAGAGUUUUGUUGAAUGUCAUGAAUUUUUAUCUGAAUACAUUAUUAAUAUAAAUUACCAUUUUCUAUUUUCCAUGUAAUUUUUAUUUGUAAGUUACAUUAGCUAAGCUAUUGAAUCAAACCACAUCAUUCUGUUGUAAGGAGAUGAUGUACAUUGUAAAUUAUUUCCUUGUCAUAAUCAUGUAUAGCUACAUAGUUGUUUAAUCAUAAUGGUAUGCAUUGUAAAAGCUGGUUAUUUUUAACUAAAACAGAAUUAUAAUAAAAUUAUUAGGGUUUGGUAUAGAUAAUAAAAAACAUUGGCAAUGAGAUAAUGUGAUAAUUUGUUAUUACAAAACAACCACCAAGCGAUAAUGAUGCUUGAUUUUGUUAUAACUUUUCAUUUAGGUAUAUUUACCCCUUCGAACAGUGUUUACCUAAAAUAGUACAAGUGUUUUUAGUAUGCUUUCUGAAUAUAUUGCCUUAUUGCUAUGAUAUUACCAUUCAUUCUGCUGCACAAAAUCACGCUAAAACCUAUUCACCUAGUACUAGUGUCCCAAUGGAUAUUUGUGCAACUGUGUGUAGCAGUUUUCUUGUUUUCUAACAACGCUAAAAUAUAAAAAUGUCUUUCGUAUUGCAGAGCCAUUUUUACUUUUAUCUGUAAUAUUUUGUCUUCUAGUAAAAUAUUAUUUUCGGUUUUA
Molecule: messenger RNA, 1571 nt
Organism: Plodia interpunctella (Indianmeal moth)
Lineage: Eukaryota; Metazoa; Arthropoda; Insecta; Lepidoptera; Pyralidae
Gene: Ubc6
Product: Ubiquitin conjugating enzyme 6
Exons: 3
Coding region: 226-681 (151 amino acids)
Biological process (GO): DNA repair; protein polyubiquitination; proteasome-mediated ubiquitin-dependent protein catabolic process
Cellular component (GO): HULC complex
Molecular function (GO): ubiquitin conjugating enzyme activity
Source: RefSeq, a predicted model, not a curated record